CAUAAAUAAUUAUCUAAAAAGUAAAUAUAAUAAUAUCAUUGCGCAAAACAUUUUAUAUUUUCAAUCCUUCCCCCCAAAUAAGAGUGGAAAGUGGAAACAAUUAAACAAAUAACCUCGAACAAGAUUGAUACUACGCUCACUCUCUCAGGUGGAAGCACUCUUCAACUCAACGCAUUCCAUUUUUACCACCAUACUCCUCUUUGAUUGCUAUAAUGUCAUUCUCACGAAUCAUGUUAAGGUGUGCUCUUCAAAUCCCAAAUCUCUCUCCUUAUUGUGUUCCCCACUCCGCUCUCCGUCUUUGCUUCCCUUCCACUUCAUCCCUACACUCUCACUCUCAGUCCCAAUUACUUGAUGAAGCUGUUGAUUCCUUUACUCGCAUGCUCUCUAUGCGUCGUACUCCUCCCAUCAUCCAAUUUAACAAGAUUUUGGGAUCCCUUUCCAAGACGAAGCAUUUCCACGCCGCCGUUUCCCUUUUUCAGCAAUUGCAAGUCAGGGGAAUCGCGCCCAGCAUAGUUACUUUGAGCAUCGUAAUUAAUUGUUGUUGCGGCAUGGGUCGUAUGAAGCUUGCUUUCUCUGUAUUGGCCAAGAUUUUCAGAAUGGGUUAUCAACCUAAUACGGUAACAUUGACAACAAUCCUGAAAGGUCUCUGUCUCUCUGGUAGUGUUGAAAAAGCAGUGCGCUUUCAUGACAGACUGCUGCCUCAUGGAUUUCAGUUUAAUCAAGUCACUUAUGGGACCUUGAUCAAUGGCCUCUGUAAGUCCGGACACACAUCAGCUGCUAUUCAAGUGUUGAGAAAGAUCCCACAGUAUGGCAUUGCUCCUGAUGUCGUCAUGUACAGCGCAAUUAUUGAUAGCUUGUGCAAGGAUACGUUUGUAAGUGAUGCUUUCCAUUUAUACUCUGAAAUGCUUGCUAAGGGAAUCUCUCCCGAUGUUAUCACGUACAACACUCUAACUUAUGGAUUGUGCCUUGCGGGCCAACUUAAGGAAGCCAUUGAUUUACUAAAUCAUAUGAUGCUGACAAACAUUACUCCAGAUGUUCGUACCUAUACUACUUUGAUCGAUGGGCUAUGCAAGGAAGGAAAGGUUAAAGAUGCUAAGAAUGUGCUGGCUAUGAUGAUUAAAGAUGGUGUGAAACCAGAUGUGGUUACUUAUAAUUGUUUAAUGGAUGGGUAUUGCUUGGUUAAUGAGGUAAAUAAGGCAAAAUUUGUAUUCAACACAAUGGCUCAAAGUAGUGUGUCGCCUAAUGUUUGUAGUUACAAUAUCAUCAUUAAUGGUUUGUGCAAAAGUAAAAUGGUCGAUGAUGCCUUGAAUCUCUUUGAAGAGAUGCAUUGCAGGAACUUGGUUCCGGACAUGGUUACUUACAAUACUCUAAUUGAUGGCUUGGGAAAAUCAAGGAGAAUCCUUUGUGCUGUGGAGCUUCUUAAAAAGAUGCAUGAUAGAGGUCAACCUGCUGAUAUAGUCACUUACAGUUCCUUGCUGGAUGCUUUGUUCAAUAUCAAACAACAUGACAAGGCACUUAUAUUAUUCAAGGAAAUGAAAGAGAGUGGCAUUGAUCCAGAUAUAUAUACAUACAACAUACUUAUAGAUGGCCUGUGCAAAAGUGGAAGAAUUAAAAAGGCAGAACAGAUAUUUGAAGAUCUUUUGAUUAAAGGCUAUCGUCCAAAUGUGCGGACAUACAACAUUAUGAUCAAUGGGCUUUGCAAAGAGGGUCUGCUUCAGGAAGCAUUGGCACUCAUGACAAAAAUGGAAGACAGUGAUUGCUUACCAGAUGCUGUGACUUAUGAAACAAUCAUUCGUGCCCUAUUUGAAAACGGUGAAAAUGAUAAAGCUGAGAAACUUCUUCGUGAAAUGAUAUCUAGAGGCCUAUUGCAAUGAUAAAAGUAGAUGAGAUUCUUCUUGUUAGACAUCACAAAUGUUGUUUGUAUCUCUUUCUUUUUAACUUGUGUUUUGUUACCUUCUUCAGGAUCAUAUAUCCAUUACAUAUUAAUGCUUUUGGGUCUUGACAUGAUUGGUACUCUUUAUUCUGCUUUAUCCUCCCUAAGCGUUUUCUUUGUCAUUGCUUAUUUUAUGGCAUUUUCAGUGACUAGAUGGUUGUCAUACGUUUCUUGUGGGUAUCUAUCAUUUUUUUCUUUUCUGUAAUUAUAUAAAUGCAUUGAUGUUAAUUUAACACUAAGCUGAAAUGGUUCUGAUUUCAUCAUUGAAAGGGAAUCACGUGUUAGCUGUGAAGCUUACCUGCACUCUUAUUGUCUUUCAAUCUUUUCAUUUCCCCCCAUGCAGCACAAACUGGCUGAUCUAGGUUUAGAUGAAAUCUCAAAUGUUAUUUUGCAAACAUCUUCUCAUUUAUCUGUGUUCAUGCAGUUAUACCUGAGGCAUAAUGUACCAAAGCAAUUACAUGACAAAGAAGGAAAGAAGAGGCAGAACGAUUGUUCUUCCCAAGCCCCAGUUAGGAAGGGUUGCACAUCAGCCAGGGGGAUAAUCAAUGGACCACCCGCAUAGCAGUUUCGUUGACAAAGGGCAGUCAUCCUGCCAUGUAGAAGGAGAUAGUCAAUAGCAGUCAAACGGACCUGUCUGAAAGCAUGUACAUAAAGGAACUGCGAUUCGAACUUCAAAGUCAAAGGAUUUUGAUCAAACACCAGCCUCUUGUGUAAUCUCCAAGCACCCCAAAGAGUAGCAAGAAACAUUUGCACAGGUUAAUGCUCACAAAAGUUGGAACACUUCAUCAUCAAUUGCAUGUUCCCAUAUAGUCAUGUUAAGAAAAAUAAUAAACCUAUAACUUUACAAUAAAAUGAGAAAUUUUGGUGAUAUACUCAAGCUUUUAAGUUCGAAUCUCAUUAUAGUUAAAAUAUUGUGUUAAGAAACAAUUAUAUGAUCAAUCUGAUUUUAAUGAAGUUUAUUCACUUCUUUUUGUCAUACUGAUCUUACAAAGACAAGUUGUAUGCACAUAUUAUGUU
Messenger RNA from Arachis duranensis, 2950 nucleotides. RefSeq names its product putative pentatricopeptide repeat-containing protein At1g12700, mitochondrial. The transcript has 4 exons. The record is from RefSeq and is a predicted model, not a curated record. Gene Ontology annotation, molecular function: protein binding. NCBI's taxonomy places the organism in Eukaryota, Viridiplantae, Streptophyta, Magnoliopsida, Fabales, Fabaceae. The coding region runs from base 213 to 1874 and encodes 553 amino acids.